UAUGAAGAAAUGAACGUGAAAAACAAAGGAACUAAACAACCAUCUGACACAAAUGAUAAGCAGUGUGCAUGUAUAAAAUCUUGUACAUCAGUAACCAUUUGCUGGGGUAUUCUGUUACUGAUCAUGGCCCUUCGCAUCUAUUUUACCACAUUGUUAAUUCAUAAGAACAAAGACUUAUUGAGGAGUCAACUCAACUGGACAAACACCUCCACUGCCUUUGAAACACAGAUCAGAGACCUCAUUGCAGAAAACCAGAACCUAACAGAACAAAUAAAACUCAUGAAGAUGGAGCUCAGUCUUGGUCCAGAAAAGGUUUGCAACACUUGUCAGGAGGGCUGGCUCCACUUUGAGUCAAACUGCUAUGCAAUUAAUGAUGCUGAACUUGGUGAGAAGAAAACCUGGGAAGAAGCUCAAGAAAACUGCAAAGGAAAGAUUUCCGAUUUGGCUGUUGUAAUUAAUGCAACAGAAAAGAAAUAUAUCAGUGACAAAAGCUGGAAGAGUUCAGGAGAAAAUGGAUACUGGAUUGGUCUGAGAGCUGAAGGUGGG
Pundamilia nyererei is the source of this 546-nucleotide messenger RNA. RefSeq names its product C-type lectin domain family 12 member B-like. The transcript is spliced from 5 exons. NCBI's taxonomy places the organism in Eukaryota, Metazoa, Chordata, Actinopteri, Cichliformes, Cichlidae. The record is from RefSeq and is a predicted model, not a curated record. The annotation marks the transcript as partial.